UUGUGUGCUCCCUCCUGCAGAAUGCCUUUCCAAUUUUGUCCCCAGUGCGGUGUGAGGCUGCGUCCUGAUUUCCGAUAUUGUCCAUCGUGUGGAAAAAAACUGCCCUGCUCUGCUGACGAAUCUGGACCCCACGAAGAAACAGCAGCACCUGCAGUUACAGCAAGCCCAGCUUUAAGCACGAGUUUUGAGCAAACACAAAACACAGUUUCCCCCCGUCCUGCACUGCGAAAGGCCAGAAACGCCCUGCGACCGGACAGAGCAGUGAAGUUCAGUGUCACAGAUGAUCUGAGUUCCUCCCCUCCGGUCGAAGAUGAGAAGACUGAAGAUGUACAUGGAGGGUGUCGGGUGUCGCCAUCAAAGCAGCACACAGUGGCUGUCAAAGCCAGAGCGGAGGUAGAGCCCCCGUCAGCGUCUUCAUCAGCGCCUGCUGUAAAAUCCCCCCGACCUGUCAGGGGAAAAGCAAAACUCUGCAGCCCCAUAAAGAAAGCAGAAGAAGAGGAUCAGAGCCCGUCUGAUAAAACAGCCGGUGUGACGCAGGGAUCAGCGGUGGACGGCUCUGUCUCCUCACCCAUCACCAAAUCUCCUGUAAAAGCUACAGGGCGAAGCAAAGCCAAGAAAGCGAGGCUUUCGUCUGCAGUGGAGCCGCUGCAGGACGGCGAGGAGGUGACGGACAAGAUGGGCAAGAGGUGGAAGCUGGCAAAGCUGCUCAGUCAGAGCUCGACAGAGCUCCUCUACGAAGUCUCACAGUCCUCAUCCAGUGAAGCGGAUCACAUCCUCAAACUGGGAGCAAAAGAUGGACGAAUCUUCAAUGAGCAGAACUUUCUUCAGAGAGCAGCUAAGCCUGCAUCUGUGGUUAAGUGGAUCAAGCAAAACAAGAUGGACUUCCUGGGGAUUCCUGCCUGCGUCGGUUUUGGUCUUCAUGCAGAUUCAUACAGAUUUCUUAUUUUCCCCGACAUGGGCCGCUCCCUGCACUCAGUCUUCGAGGAAGAAAAAGAGCUUCUGUCUGAGAAAGUUGUGCUUCAGCUGGCCUGUAGAAUUCUGGAUGCGCUGGAGUUCAUCCACUCCAAUGAGUAUGUCCAUGCGGAUAUAAAUGCUGAAAACAUCUUCAUCAAACCAGGACAGAAAUCCCAGGUGUAUCUGGCAGGAUAUGGCCAUGCCUUCAGAUACUGUCCGGGAGGGCAUCAUGUGGAGUACCGGGAAGCCAGCAGAACCUCUCACGAGGGCGCUGUGGAGUUCAUCAGUCUGGAUGUGCACAAGGGAGCAGCUCCGUCUCGCCGCAGUGACUUGCAGUCUCUGGGCUACUGCAUGCUGCACUGGCUCACUGGGGCUCUGCCGUGGAGCCAGCAAGCUCAACCCGCCCAGGUGGCCACCCAGAAACAGAAGUACAUGGAGGACGUCAAAGGCCUGUUGAGCCAAUGUUUUGGGAGAAAAAGCGUUUCAGGCGCUUUUCAAAACUACCUGACGGCAGCGAUGGGCCUGCAGUACACGGAGGAGCCGGACUACGGUGCGCUGAGCGAGGGCCUGAGCGGCGCCCUGCAGCAGCUGGGGGGGGCGGUGGAGCUGCCGCUCAGUUUG
This is a messenger RNA of Menidia menidia (Atlantic silverside), 1575 nucleotides long. The record is from the annotation of a GenBank genome assembly. Lineage: Eukaryota; Metazoa; Chordata; Actinopteri; Atheriniformes; Atherinopsidae.